This is a messenger RNA of Aspergillus welwitschiae, 1531 nucleotides long. RefSeq names its product putative AT DNA binding protein. The record is from RefSeq and is a predicted model, not a curated record. NCBI's taxonomy places the organism in Eukaryota, Fungi, Ascomycota, Eurotiomycetes, Eurotiales, Aspergillaceae. The transcript has 3 exons. Bases 418 to 1449 code for a protein of 343 amino acids.
GUUGAUACACUCACUGGUGUAGACGCAUCGUUCCAUUUGGGAGGCUCCGUGGCAAUUCUGUUCUUCCGUUUUAUUGUUUCCCUGCUCUAUCUAAGAACCCACGUGUUGAUACACUCACUGGUGUAGACGCAUCGUUCCAUUUGGGAGGCUCCGUGGCAAUUCUGUUCUUCCGUUUUAUUGUUUCCCUGCUCUUGUUAUCUUUUCUCCGGUCCCUUGUCGACUCGUGCUUGGUGCGUGUCAACCUGAUUGGCGUUGUGUUUUGCCCUUCACUGUUCUACAUCCGUAGUCGCGUGACGCGUCACUCUUUAUAUUUUGCUUCCAGUCUAGAUUCUGGGGUCAGUUUUACAUUCAGUUCGCGUGUUGGGUUAAUCCUCAAGCAGGGAAACUGCCUCAUUAUACUUCCAUGGUCUGCUGGCUAUGUCGAAUCAACCAGAGAGGCCAUGGACUGAGGAGGAGAAGUAUACUCUGCUUACGGAGAUCUUGAAGAAGGCCCGAGUGCCUUCGAGCCAUCUUGUCAGAAUGAUCAGGGAUUUCAACAUUACCCCAAGCUGGGCGGAUAUACCCCUUCCUCCAGGUCGCUCCCUCAACUCCUGCCAAAUAGCGUUCUGUAACAUGCUGCAACAUGUCCAAAUUUCCGUCACUCACAGCCUCGGCUCGAUUCCUCCGCAACCCCAUGAACCUUCCGUACCAGCAACCGUCCCUCUAGAGAGCAGUAGCGUCUUGCGCAAGAGGCCCUUGAUUCCUUCUGACAGAACAAUCCGUGCCCCGCGUGCGAUACAACCACGCCCUGCGACAAGCACCGCUUCCUACAGUAGCGAAAGUGGAGCUUCGGCCCUCUUGUCUCCAAGUUCAGAGAGCGUCACUGCCAGAGGAGAGCCUCCACGGAAGCGUGGACGGCCUAGUAAGGCGGAAUCGGAACGGCGCAAAGCAGCUGCUGAGGCUCGUGGAGAAACGUAUCCACCCCCACGGCGGUCUGGAUCCCACAAGCUGAAAGUUUCGUCUACGCCCACUAGUCCCUCCGGAGUCGCGCCAGGGUUGCCGUCAUUUUCGCCCCAGGCGAGCAGUAGUCGGCCACAGGAUUUACCACGACAUGAAAUGCACUACGUUCCUCCGCCAGGGAGGCCAAUUCCACUGAUGGGGCCGAGUAGCGACGAGCGACCGAGGGAUAUGCCGAAUCAAGACAUGAGCUCUUCGAUGCGAGAGCUACCACGUCCGGAGAUAAGACAGACUUUGCCAUCACCCGGAACCCUACAGUUAGGUCAUAGAGAAACACCACUUAUACGAAGGGAACCGGGGGUGUCUUUUGAGCCUCUCCCACCAGACAGACAUCCUUUCUCCCAAAGCAACCGGAGGAGUCUCAUUCAUCCUACUAGCAGAUAUCCAGAUGAACCGCCCACACCAGCCUCUGAUUUACCUAUAUCCAGACCACCAGACCACAGGCCGGAAUGACAUAAAGAAUAAGCACACAGCGUCUCAGAUUUCCCGAAUAACUAUGGCAUGACAAACGAAUUACAACAUUGAACAUGAAUGA